UCUGAUGCGGAAGUAAAAAGACUACUCAAUCCAAUUAGCUAUCCAUGGAAAAAAAAACAGUGCUGUACAGUUGAAAUAAUGGUGGAAAUAACUACGUUGGUCCCAUUUUAAGAUAAUAAAUCCAAGACAUGUUUCUAAUCACAGUAAAGUCAUGUUGUCGCUGAACUUCCGCGAGGUCCUGGAUGAAACGUCACUGUCUCUACCCUGGGGACUCAGUCGCUUCACACGGCAGCGAGCGAAGAAGUGGAGGUCUGCUCCUUCUUAUGCUCGGUGAAAACAUUACAGGUCGUCCAGCAUCAUGAGUCAGCGGACGGAGCGACGAGGGAUACAUGUCGACCAGUCAGACCUGCUGUGCAAGAAAGGAUGUGGUUACUAUGGCAACGCAGCAUGGCAGGGGCUGUGCUCCAAGUGCUGGAGGGAAGAAUACCAGCGGGUACGACAAAAACAGAUCCAGGACGACUGGGCUUUGGCAGAAAAGCUGCAGCGAGAGGAGGAGGCAGCGUAUGCCAGCAGUCAUGUAGCGCAGACACAGUCCCACUCCCAGUCCACAGCGCCACAGCCUCUCCCAGGACACGCCUCAAUGGGCCCUUUCUCCAAGUUUGAGGAGAAGAAGACCAAUGAGAAAACACGUAAAGUGACCACUGUGAAGAAGUUCUUCAGCCCUUCUUCACGCACUGCUCCCAAGAAAGAAACCCAAGAGGGUAAGACCCCCAGUCCGUCCAUCAGCCGCCACGCCAGCUUCGAAACGGACCAGGUGACCAAGGACUUUGUGGAAUUCCUGAAAAACCUCCAGAAGCCUGGACGGGAGAUCCAUAAGCAGUGCCGAGCCUUCAUUGUCAACAUGUCGAGCAAAAAGGACUUGAGUGCUGACGAGCUGUCGGAGUGUGUUCAGGAUUUCUACCAGAACAUGGCUGACCGCUUGAUGAGCCACUUUAAAGGCUCUUCAGAUUCUGUGGAGCAGGUGAUGGACCAAGUGGAAAAGUACAUAAUGACUCGUCUCUAUAAGAGCGUGUUCUGUCCAGAAACCACCGAUGACGAAAAGAAGGACUUAGCCACACAGAAAAGGAUAAGGGCCUUACACUGGGUGACCAUCCAGAUGCUGUGCGUGUCGAUGGAUGAAGAAAUCCCUGAAGUCUCUGAGAACGUUGUCAAAGCAAUAACAGAUGUCAUUGAGAUGGACUCGAAGAGGGUUCCUCGGGACAAACUCGGGUGCAUCACAAGCUGCAGUAAACACAUCUUCAGUGCCAUCAGGAUCACCAAGAAUGAGCCGGCCUCAGCCGACGAUUUCCUCCCAGCGCUCAUUUACAUCGUGCUCAAGGCCAACCCUCCACGACUUCAGUCCAACAUCCAGUACAUCACCCGCUUCUGUAACCCCAGCAGGCUGAUGACCGGGGAGGAUGGAUACUACUUCACCAACCUGUGCUGUGCCGCGGCCUUUAUUGAGAAGUUGGAUGCUCAAUCUCUCAACCUUUCCCCAGAGGAGUUUGAGCGCUACAUGUCAGGCCAAGCUUCACCGCGAUUCAACAGCACAGAGGCUGACUGGUCCCAAGCCGGCCCGGCACCUGCCGUGACCAACCCCGUCCUGGCUCAGCUCAAUCACAACCUGGAGCUGCUGUCGGGGCUCAGCAGCAGGCAGGAGACGCUGAUGGAGGCUGCUCAGAGCCUGCAGGCCGACCUCCUCUCCUGGCCUGAAGGUGUACAGCGGGAGGUGAACGACAUCCUGGAGAAGUACCCGCUAGAGAUUCUCCCUCGCGAAGUUUCUGCGAUUGAUGCCAACAACAUGGACAAUGACAACCUGCCACCACCUCUAAUGCCCCAGGUUUUUGCUGGGUAGUGGAGCCUGCAAAGGGAAGAAAAAAAACAUGUAAUUUCAGCGAGGGUACUCCUGCUUUUAAAUGUCAGCUCAUUGCCUAUGUUUUGAGUUGGAUGGUAGCUUCUUCUGCACCUUAAACACUCCAUCACUCCAGUCUUAAUAAUAACGAAAUCAGUUAAUUUCAAUGGAAUAGCAGGGAGGCAAACUAAAAAAUACUUAAUGUCAAUUUUUACUUGACUUACAAAAUCAUGGCAUCAAGGAAGUUGUCUAGACAGAGUUUACCUUCGAGGGAAUGCUGAGUUCCAAAUGGACACUAAUGUAGCUUGGUAGUUGUGUGGCAGCAUCUAUUUUUAUUUGGAUUUCUUUGUCAGACUUGAAACUCACACAAGUUGGUUUUUUUUUAGACAGUUAAUGAAACAACAGCUGAUGCAAAUAAUGUUUCUUGAAUAAACCGUGGGAACUGCCCAAUAGUAAACAAAGCAAACUUUCCAUGUAGCGAGCUAACUAGUGUGAAAUACAUAUUUUCCUUUACAAUGUACAAUCUUGAUAACAAAAUGUCAGGAGGGAUUAAUUGGCACAGUACGCAGAUAAAAGAAAUAAAGGGAGAUAUGAAAACUGAAGCCAGCAAGGCCUAUUAGCACGGCAGCAGCUAGUAGUUCACCAGCUAGCACCAAAGGGGCUAACUAACUAUACAUAUUUGUGGUUUGAAAACUAGCCAAAUAUUCUUCUUAGGUGUUGAAAAAAAAUGCUGAUAAAUUACUUGGACAAAAAAAAAAAACAACCUGCUAGACGUCGCAUGAGGAUGUUAGCUUGUUUGAGAGGCUGACAUUUAUGCUAGCUCCAUAUAUCCUCUGUAGUUAAACUAAAAACACGAACCUCUUUUGUUCUUAGUUUGAUCGUACUGCCUUCAAAACAAAUACAGAAAAUAUAGAAAUUUAAAAAAUAAAACCAUAGUUUUUAGCUCCUUUUUGCUCCUUCCCCUUCAAGAUAAAAACGUAAUGAUGCAGUUACUUUAUUGAUAAACACAAAGCCAUCAUGCCCAGCAAGCAAAUUAUUAACAGCACCUUGGCUGAUGAAUGAUAAAUGCUAGCACUAAGUUGGCUUUCACUCCUUUUUGUCCCAGACCUUGCUCAUAAUAAAAUGCUAAUGAUAUGAACAAACAUCUCCAUGAAAGACCAAGAAAGUUGUAUCUACCCAGGAGCAGCCUAAAUGACACAUUUCACUCCUUGUGUGGCUUUGUUGUAUUUUUAUUCCACUUUAAUUUUUAUACAGAAGUUGCAGUACUGUAAACAUGUCAUACUGUGCAGCAGGCAUCUGGUGUGGUGUUGAGGGGGCCUUCGUGAUGAUCAUCAUGCUCUUUCAUCGCCGUUGCUAAAUGUCGCUGUUUCCACUUUUAGCAACCACAGAAAAAAAUAUUUUACAAAAAGUAUAAACUUGUGUUUUUGUGAUGUGUUGAUUUUCAGUCUGAGGCCAGUUUGACUUGUUUAAACGUGAUCCCAUUUCUCGCUGAGCUGUUUAUGCGUCCAUUACGGAGCUUGGUGAAGUGAAAACCUCUCUGGAUCAAGAUCACAUUUUCUCAUUACUGUCAAGCAUCACAUUAACUUGAAGAGGUCCUUCAGUUUUUUGUUUUUAUAAACACAAUUUUUAACAUCGUACUGUGGUUUUAGAACUGACUAUAUUUUGGCAGGCUUUCUGCAUAUUCACCUCCAAACACGCUGAAUAAUGUAUUUUCAAAUGUUGUUCUAUUUUGUCAUUUUGUCACGUACUGUAUAAUACUGGGUGUUGUCUCAUUGCCUGUUGAGACACUCCUGCCAUACUACUGAGUUUGUUGUGGAUCUUCUUCGUGUGACCAAACAGGACUUUUAAUUCAAAGACUAGCAGUGAGUUAAAAGCACAUACAGGAAUGUGAAAUGCUUGAUUACAGAAAAUUACACACUUACUCAACUGCAGAGAGAACCAGUGCCCUGCUUGGCAUGUGUGGCAUUAACAAACUGAGACUAACAUGAUAUUAGCAAGCUCAAAUGUUCCCAUUCAGUCUUAAAGCUAACUAGGUUAUUUAUUGAUUUUUUUUUUUAUAUAUAAAAAUUUAAGCUGAUCUAACAGAUCAGAGGGCUCUUAAGUUGAGUAACCAUUUAAAAGGCUAAGCCUGACAAUUGUUUGUAUUUUUUUUUUUUAUUGUCAACACAUUUCUUGAAAAUACUAAAAUCAACAAUGACUUGAUCAAAUAACAUGUAUUGUUGCCAUAUCUUCUUCCUCUGUCCCAUAACGCUCCAUUGUUGUCCGAAAUCAAUUAAAAACACUUCAGUGAGCGUCACUGUUGCACUGAGUGACACACACACUGUGGUUUAUUUUGAGUUGACCCUUUGUACACUUUCCCGAGCAGAGAAGCAGACUUGGGUCAGUUCGAUUCACUGACUAAUAAUGACGAGUCGAAUAACUUCUCUCUGCUUGUUUCAUGUUUUCAGUUUUUUGACACUACUCUAUUACAACGCAGGUUUUCUAUAAAUUGAUCAACCUACGAGUUGUAAAGUUAAGAGUUAGGACAGUUUGUAAUUAAAGUGGGCCUGUACAGAUGGACUAAUGGGUAGAUGUGUUGUCCCCGAUAACUUCUGUAGUCUCAUUUAGCCACUUGUUAGCAACCAA
Messenger RNA from Acanthopagrus latus (yellowfin seabream), 4456 nucleotides. It is a transcript of the gene rabgef1, whose product is annotated as RAB guanine nucleotide exchange factor (GEF) 1. Gene Ontology annotation, cellular component: endocytic vesicle; cytosol. The transcript is spliced from 9 exons. The record is from RefSeq and is a predicted model, not a curated record. Lineage: Eukaryota; Metazoa; Chordata; Actinopteri; Spariformes; Sparidae. Gene Ontology annotation, biological process: vesicle-mediated transport. Gene Ontology annotation, molecular function: zinc ion binding; guanyl-nucleotide exchange factor activity; DNA binding. Bases 299 to 1834 code for a protein of 511 amino acids.